Molecule: messenger RNA, 6102 nt
Organism: Talpa occidentalis (Iberian mole)
Lineage: Eukaryota; Metazoa; Chordata; Mammalia; Eulipotyphla; Talpidae
Gene: POU6F2
Product: POU class 6 homeobox 2
Exons: 10
Coding region: 46-2199 (717 amino acids)
Biological process (GO): regulation of transcription by RNA polymerase II
Molecular function (GO): DNA-binding transcription factor activity, RNA polymerase II-specific; RNA polymerase II cis-regulatory region sequence-specific DNA binding
Source: RefSeq, a predicted model, not a curated record
CCCUUGCUUUUGGUGAUGGUUGUGAGUGCAGAAGUUGAUUGACAGAUGCAUGCCAGAAACCCCCAUUCUCCUUUUCAAAGACAACAUAUGAUGGAUUGCGAUCUCUCAGCCCAGCAGGACACGGGGACCAUGCAAGCUGUAAUUGGUCAGGAUCCAAUGAUAGCUGGACAAGUCAGUAAGCCCUUGCUGUCAGUGCGGAGUGAAAUGAAUGCGGAGUUGAGAGGUGAGGACACGGCUGCUACUUCAGACAGCGAGCUGAAUGAGCCCCUGCUUGCGCCUGUGGAAUCAAAUGACAGCGAGGACACUCCCAGCAAGCUCUUCGGGGCCAGAGGAAACCCAGCAUUAUCAGACCCAGGCACUCCUGAACAACAGCAGGCCAAUCAGACCCACCCCCCAUUCCCGGUCGGGCCACAGCCACUUCUGACGGCACAGCAGUUAGCCUCUGCUGUAGCCGGUGUGAUGCCGGGAGGCACGCCAGCCCUCAACCAGCCCAUCCUCAUCCCCUUCAACAUGGCUGGACAGCUAGGAGGGCAGCAAGGACUGGUCCUCACACUGCCUACUGCAAAUCUCACCAACAUCCAAGGGCUGGUCGCAGCAGCUGCAGCUGGAGGCAUUAUGACUCUGCCAUUGCAAAAUCUACAAGCUACCUCAUCCCUGAACUCCCAACUACAGCAGCUCCAGCAGCUCCAGCAGCUCCAGCAGCAGCAGCCGCCGCCCCAGCCCCCGCCGUCCGGCGCCCAGCACCCGCAGGCGCCCCCGCAGGCGCCCCCGCAGCCCCAGCAGCCGCCGCCCCAGCCCGCCCCGCCCCAGCAGCCGCCACCUGCCUCCCAGCAGCUGCCCGCCGCCCCGUCGCAGCAGCCCCAGCAGCCUCCAUCCCUCCCCAACCCCCAGAACCAGAACCAACUGUCUCCAACUCCGCAGAGUGCAAGCCCCCCACAGAAACCCAGCCAGUCUCCGGGACACGGCCUCCCGCCGCCGCUCACUCCGCCCAACCCUCUGCAGCUGGUUAAUAAUCCACUAGCAAGUCAGGCUGCAGCGGCUGCAGCAGCAGCAGCCAUGGGCUCCAUAGCAAGCUCACAGGCCUUUGGCAAUGCCCUCUCCAGUCUUCAGGGGGUCACGGGUCAACUAGUUACUAAUGCACAAGGACAGAUUAUUGGAACCAUUCCUCUGAUGCCGAAUCCAGGACCAUCCAGCCAAACAGCAAGCAGCACACAGGGCCUUCAAGUGCAACCUAUCACCCCCCAGCUCCUGACAAAUGCCCAGGGCCAGAUCAUUGCCACGGUCAUUGGGAACCAGAUCCUGCCAGUGAUCAACACCCAGGGCAUCACACUCUCGCCCAUCAAGCCUGGUCAGCAGCUCCACCAACCCUCCCAGACGUCAGUGGGUCAAGCAGCCUCCCAAGGCAACCUUCUGCACCUGGCCCACAGCCAAGCAUCCAUGUCUCAAAGCCCCAUCCGGCAGCCUUCCUCCUCCUCCUCCUCCUCCUCCUCUUCUUCAGCUCUGAGUGUGGGCCAGUUAGUCAGCAAUCCUCAAACGGCAGCGGGUGAGGUGGAUGGGGUUAAUCUGGAGGAGAUCCGAGAAUUUGCCAAAGCUUUUAAAAUCCGGCGCCUGUCCCUUGGUCUGACCCAGACUCAGGUGGGACAGGCUCUCAGUGCUACAGAGGGCCCCGCGUACAGCCAGUCUGCCAUCUGCAGACACACCAUCCUGAGAAGCCACUUUUUCCUACCACAGGAAGCCCAAGAGAACACUAUAGCUAGCAGUCUGACAGCCAAACUGAACCCUGGCCUUUUGUAUCCUGCCAGGUUUGAAAAGCUGGACAUCACCCCUAAAAGUGCCCAGAAGAUCAAGCCGGUGCUUGAGCGGUGGAUGGCUGAGGCUGAGGCCCGCCAUCGAGCAGGUAUGCAGAACCUGACCGAGUUUAUCGGGAGUGAACCAUCCAAAAAGCGCAAGCGGCGCACCUCCUUCACACCCCAGGCUCUUGAGAUCCUCAAUGCCCACUUUGAGAAGAACACUCACCCUUCUGGGCAGGAAAUGACCGAAAUUGCCGAGAAGCUGAACUAUGACCGGGAAGUAGUUAGAGUUUGGUUCUGCAAUAAGAGGCAAGCCCUGAAGAACACAAUUAAACGCUUAAAACAGCACGAGCCGGCCACAGCGGUCCCUCUGGAACCCCUAACGGACUCUCUGGAAGAAAAUUCCUAAAGGAAAACCCACCCAAAGUCAGCAGCAAAACCUUAGAAACUAAGCUUCGCCCUUGGGACUCCACCAAAAAAAAAAAAAAAAAAAAAUUAAUUCAAAUAUAGCCCCACUUGCCCCCCCUCCCCCUUGUAAGUAAAAGACUACGAAAACUACCAAGUGGGCAGAAUGGUUUAUACAUGUCCCUUGGUUUUCCAAAAAUAAUUUUUUUUUAAUUUUUAAAUAAGGAAUAGACCCCCACUGCAGGUGCGUGUGGUAGGAUAGUUCCCUCCCCCACCUGACUCCCCAAAGCCAGUUUUUUAAUGGACUUAAAGCAAACCAAAUAACCACAUACUUUUUUCUGUACAUUACGAAAAUGUGAACACAUUUUAAAGAAAAAGAAAAACAAAACUAAACCAAAAAACGACAAACAAACAAACAAAAAAAAAAUCUUGUAUCUGUUCAAAGCGAAUACAAGCCUGCCACCUGGAGGAGGGACUGCGUUCUUUCAGGUUCUAAGUGCUGAUUCCCUAGAAAACCUAUUAACCAAAGUCAGAAACGUGGCAUUGCAAACGCGAUCGUCGGUCUACUCUUCCUGCGUGUAAAGUUGUGUUAUGAGUUUUUACAUUUGUACUUAACAGAAAAAUAGGAAGCCUGAUUUCUCCCAUUUUCCCCAUCUAUUGUCACCACCCAUGGGUGCCAUUGUUGAAGCCAUUCCUCAAGGCUCACCAUUGAUUCUCUUUUGGGAGAGGGGUUCUCGGUUCCUUUUUCUUUGUUUCGAAGGGGGCAUCCUGGAUCGUGUGCCAAAGCAUUCGUUGCUUUCUUCUCACUACGACUUGUGGGUUUAAGAAAAGAAAAUGGAUCUCGCAUUUCUCUUUUUUCCUCCAUUUCUCCAUCUCCCUCAUGCGUGGCCUCUGGGGUCUGCUGGAUGGCCAGAGUGGGAACAGUGUCUUUUCCACUCAGAUCCCAGUGAAAUGCAGGAGAGACGCCAAAAUAGCUAGGGCUUUGCUCGAUGAACUGUCAACACUGGCAUAAGCUGUAAUUGUGCUCACUGUCCACACCAGAGCUUGGGAUUUUUCUCAGUCUGUUGGUCACGUACAUGGAGAGCUGACCAAAACUAAUUUUGUAAAAUAAACAUAAGCUGCACAUUUGGUUCAAUACUUACAUCUAUGUUAUGCUUCUGUGCAAAGCAAUUGCUCUCAGAAGUCUGAUAGCCAAAGAAAUGUCUAAAGAUUUCAGUCAAAUACACACAUAGCAUGCACACCCAUACACACACACACACAUACACACACACACAGAAAACAGACCAAAAAGAAAGGAUAGUGACUGGAUCAUUAAAGGCCAUCGUGUAUCUUAUAAAUCCCAUCUUCUCUAACUACUUUCAUUCCAACAGAAAUGGCAGACUUUUUUCAGCGUGGGGAUUCAUUGCGCUGGGAUGUAUAAAUGGAGCAGAAAGUUGGCCGACAAAUUUGAGCGACUGGAAUGGGGGCUGGGUUUCUGAGGGAAACGAAGUUUUAAAAAAGGAAGUGCCUCCGCUAAAAGGGAAAAGUUAAAGUGGCUUAUCUAACACAUCAGAACCACCUUCACAUAAGAACUAGGGGACUAUUUCAUUUUUUCAAAGUAACUUACUCUAAAGAUCUAUGGACCGAAAUAACCUAAUAAGUCAGAAGGAAAAACUGAGAGGUGAGGGCAGCUGUGCCAGGUGAGCACCUGCAACCUGCAGGUGAUGUUUUCUCCAGGUAUAGGUAAAAGGUGUUCAGUUAAAGGAGUAAGCAAAGAGAGUCAUUAAUUUGCCAGCUGUUGAAAUGUAAAUAUUCCUAUUUCGUUAAUAAGCACGGUCAUGUACUAUCUAGAAGUAAAUUGUGAAUAAAAAAAGAAAACCGCCACCUCAAGGUGCACAACUGAUAAGAAAUCUUCCCAUAACUCACUCCCUCCUCAUAGGUAUUUGAGUUUCUUCUUCCCAAGGACCCCUUGCUGGUUGUGUAAAUGCAGUGGUACAAUCCUACUGCCCACCCCCUCCCCCUUCCCAGAUGAUCCAGGAGACCACCAGCAAGGAUAUUCUAAGACAAACCUUGGAAGUGGAACCAUUUUGCCAAUCUGAUGCUAAUUGGACCAGAGCUAACCUUCAGUGCCAAGGACACCAUGGUAUCCUUUUCACCACCUCAAAAACUGCACAAAUACCAACAACCCAGAUACCCAAAAAUGCAUUGAUUAAACAGAUUUUGUAUUCUCCUAGGACCUGCUCCAAAUUCCAUCAAGAAAAGCUCCCCAAGAAGAGAAGUUAACAAGAUAACAUAUGAUGGAUGCUAAAUGAUUAAACAUGUGCCAGCAGCAGUUACAUAAAGGCCUGCUCAGUUUGGAGAUCUGUAAUUGGGAGGGUAUAACUAGGACAGAGAAAAUAUAAAAUAAAAGUAAUCUUCCUGAGUGGAAUAAAAACGAAAUAUAUUCAUCCCACAGUCGUAAAACCAUUCAUGUGCAGUGAUUUUUUUUAUAGUUUUAUAAUUUUGUAUUGUUUUAUAAAUUAUUUAUAAGGUAUUGUAAUGCUUCUUAUAUUAAUUUUUUACAGAUAAAUUUUUUGCUACAAGGCAUACAAAGGUGCCUGAAUGGAUUCUUAGGAAUAUAAAUUAUACUGGGAAACUCAUAAGUCUUCAGACCACACCUAAUGCUUAAUUUUAUUAUGACAUUUCCUGUUUCCACCUGUGAACAACUUCACAUGCCAAUAGCAAUUUAGUAUCUUUUGUGUUUCCAUGAAAUGAAGAUGGAGGUUGUUACUAACAAAAAUUAAAAGCCGCUUCUUGGCAUAUGUGAUUGUAUUUCAAGCUUCAAUAUUUUUCUUACAUAUUUUUAAAAUUUUGUUGUCUUCAUUUUCUUCAUUGGAUGAAGGAGAAAAAAUGACUAAUAUUAUAUUUUACACUUGUUUCUGGGGGCUCUUUUUCAUUUUUCAAUCCAGAAAAGUUUUUAUUUGCAUUGCAGUGUUUUGGUUUCUUUAUGUUGUACUCCCACAAUGCACACGCACACACACACACUCAUGCACAUACACACACACCACAAAAGUGAGAACACAAAAGCAAAAGGAGCUAGGAAAAAAACGAACAAACAAGUAGAGGUGUAUCAAAGAACUCAAGCUAUAACCAAAAAGAAAAAUAUAUAAUGCCUUUGCUCAUCUUCUCUACGCUGGACCAAAGCUCAAUAUUUGUAGGUAUAUGCACAUUGUAUAGAUAUGGCUAAAUGUUGCUGACAAUCUCGCAAUACUAAACUGUUCCUAUUUUAAGAAAAAAAAAAAGAAAUACAAACUGUUCAUCAGUGUUUUACCUCAGCACUCUACUUGUACCCAGCUAAUGACCAAGCUUAAAAAAAUGGAGAAAAAAGAAAUUGAUUUUCAUUUCAAUGUUUGACUGUAAAAUCUGUUUGGAGAACAUUUUGUAAUGAGCUUUUUGUCAUGUGAUUUGCUUGUCUUCAACUUGAAAUUAUGUGAGGCACAUUUGUUUAUUUGUUGUUAAGAAAGUGAUUUUAUUUUGUCCUACGUGCUGUGAUCUAGACUGGUCACGAGGGUCCACUGAGGAGGCACCGAAACAUACCUGCUUCUCCAUGAAUGGAGUAAGCAGAAGGAAGGAGGGCAGGACAACAGACUGGGUUGUUUUGAAAAAAUCAUCAUGACAAGAAGUUGACAUGAUGGACUUGUGACCAAGAAGCCAAACUGGAUAUUUAAAAGCUCCUUACUUGCUCUGACAUUGAAACCAAAGCUGAUUUAUCUGCACAGGUUGUUUGACAUUUAAAAAAAAAAAAACAAAACAAAACAAAAAAAAAACUGUACUUAAUCUAGAGCAAUACCUGUAUGGUCAGUAAAGCUGCACUUUGUGUAUUUCUUAACAGCUUCAGAUCUGUCACUUUUAAUUUGUACCAUAAAAAAUAAAGAAUUGUUUGACAUGA